GUUUAAAUAGGUCCAUCUCAGCAGAACUUAGUUUUAGCGUUGGUUGAGUUUAGCCUGGCGUCGUGCUCACCGGAUUACUGUUAUCAUGAAUAUAUUCCGGUUUCUUGGAGAUGCUUCACAUUUUGCAGCUAUUAUAAUUUUACUACUGAAGAUUUGGAAAACACGAUCUUGUGCAGGUCUGUCAGGACGUAGUCAAAUUGCAUUCGCUAUUGUAUUCACCACACGUUAUGUUGAUCUUCUGACAUCUUAUGUGUCUCUAUACAAUUCUCUCGCAAAGAUCAUCUUCAUAUUUUCAUCUUAUGCGACAUUGUAUUUAAUAUAUUUUAGAUUCAAGGCUACAUAUGAUGGAAAUCAUGACACGUUUCGUUUGGAGUUCCUUAUUGUUCCAUGCGCUCUACUGGCAUUGAUUGUCAAUCAUCGUUUUCAAAUUAUUGAGUUGUUGUGGACCUUCUCCAUAUAUUUGGAAUCAGUUGCCAUCCUGCCGCAAUUGUUUCUUAUUAGCAAAACUGGAGAAGCAGAAACCAUCACUUCUCACUACUUAUUUUCGCUUGGUUCUUACCGUGGUCUGUACAUACUCAACUGGAUAUAUCGCCAUCUCUGCGGGUGUUUUGCAAACUUUACUAUAUUGCGAUUUUUUCUACUUGUACAUAACUAGAGUUAUUAAGGGCAAAGCUUUUGCUCUUCCAGCGUAGUAACGUGAUCAAAAGAAUAGGCCAUCCCGAUUCAUGAUAAUGCUAUAGUAUGAACUCCGAUUCCUUUUCACUUGUUUCUACUGUCGGAUCUGGGAAGCUCCAAAGUACUGUUUAAUCGAAGACUCCAUUUGUGUUCACUGCAUCAGUGGUAAACAAAAUACAGCUGGUCGUUUGUCUUAUGCGCUCUUGUUAUUCUAGCAUGUACUUUACAUCUGAAUAAUAUCAAAAACUUUCUUUUUAGCUCCCCUGUGAUUGAUUUUUAAUAAGCUUUUAUCAUCGCUUCCAACUGGGCCUUAGCUUCAUUCUACGAAAUGUACUAUUAACUCAGUUUAUGCUAUUUUUUCAUUUUCUGUUAUCCUAAAUUUUCAGUUAAGCAUUUGGUUGCCGCAGUAAAACUUAUUACAAUAAGACGACACAAGUUAUGUUUUCGAAUGCUUUCACUUUAGUCAUUCUGAGGUUUGGUCGUAAUUCUGGGGUCUUCCGAGUCGGUACAUACAUUGAUAUGUGUCGUAAUGCUCGCGGCAUCUCGUCUCAUCUGGAUUCUAGACAUGGUGAUCCAAGAUGAAAAGCGACGGUGGACUGCUUACUAUUUUGUUGAAGUAGAUUGCAUGCGGAUUACUAAGAUUUUGUUCUCGUAGUGUUUGAGGUUGCUCAUGACUAGUUUCAUAUUAACUCUCAACUGGUACUCACAAGGUCUGUGGAAUUCACUGGUACAAUUAUCGUGAUACGUUUAUAACCGCAAUGUUUUAUGUUCGUAUGGAUCUCCCAUAGCAUGGCUCUUCCAGCAGACCAUAGAUUGAAAUCAUUGGGUUCUCCAUUGUAGGGACGUUUAUGUUGGCAGUUUGAGAUUAUUCAUGAAACGUUAACUUUACUAACAUUUAAAUUAAUUUUGGUAUCAUUUACAGACUUAGUUGAUCCCAAUAAUUCAUGGAGUACCACAGGUCUAGGCCAUCUGUUAAUGUUGGUUGUAUUUAUGGACGUGAUAUAAUUUGUGAAGAGUACUUUUCUCAGUUUCAUUGUCCUCUAGGUUGAAUCUGUAACCAAGAGCUUUGAAGUAUCAAACUUGUAAUACAUCCGAUGACAUUCACCACUGACGUCUUGAUAUCUCUACUUUCAAAUCAAAUUAGGAAUGAAUCAGAUACGAAAGUUUAUGCAGUUAGUGUUUGGAUUAUAUUUACAGUUGAUAUUCCAAUCAAAUAGUGGGGAUGAUAAGUCCGGUUUAGUAGCCUUCAGACAUAAUUAAGCUAACACUCAGAUGAUCGGAUGGUUUACACGAUAAAGAUUGAAGACAUCAGAAUUGCAAAUAGAAUUGGUCCGAUUCUUGUGAAUCAUCUAUCGACCCUGCACUUGAGUUACACUUCUGUUUGGUACUCAGAAUCUGCCUUGAAGAGUUGGGUGAGCCUAAUUCCAAACAAAUGGCGCACUAACCUAUCCUUGGUUGUUGGCUACCGUGAGAUAGCAUCUUGACGUUGCUUCACUGCCUUUUGGAUUAGAUCUUUAGGUCAAUCGCUCAAGGACCCCAAAAAAACUGCCUACUCCGGUACUCCUGAGAUCAUUUUGGUUCACAUAAAUGGUUACAACUGAGAACUGUACUUCAAUAUGAAUUCUCACGAUUAUAUGACAGCGACAACCUACUUUAUUGAAUAUCUCUGUUCCAUUCCACUCUUGUAUACUCUCCUAGUCUUCAACUCACUCAACGGAUCGAUUAUGGUGGGAAUCUAAACUAUCACAUCACUAACCGGUCGGAAGCUGCCACUGAUUACGCAUCAGCCUUCCUGAAUCUCAGUGUAUCGUUCGAACUGACCUCUUUCAAUAUUCUCAAAUUAAUUGCAUAUCGAACAACAGGUAAGGCUGACUAUGUCUUUGGGACACCUUAAAAUCGAUGUUUGUUGCCUGAGACUUGCUCAAGUCUAUUGAAGCACUAUAUACUCACUAUUUAUUUGCCGAUUCCCAGAGCUUGUUUCAUGUACAUUCACUGGGGAACCAUGUGGCAUCUCCGCCUGAUUUUGCUGCCGCAUUAAACGCUAGGGCUGAGGUAGAAUCUAUAGGCUGGAACCCUAUAAGUGGUCAUUUGUAUCGCCGGAUUAGGGAGCUCCAUCGAAGUGAGUUUACUCUCGUUACUACCUACACCUCGACAGAUUGAAACCAGAAUGCUAUCAAGGAUUAAUUAUACCACCAGUUAAGUGAUCUCCAGAAAGCACGUUCUACAGAUAUUGUAGUAUUGACGGGAGAUUCGAAUGUACGGACCAGGCAUCUAGAUACCGAGAGUCGUUUGGUUGCCUAUUAGCAACUUGUUGGACACAGGUCUACUGCGACGUUACAGACUAAAGCCUGUUUCAGGCUAUCAUUGACUAACGGCACAAUCAUCGCUGUCAUCCUUCUCUGCAUGUCGAGUCUGGACUCACUGACCGCAUUACAACCAGCUACCGUUGGCGUGGUUGUGUACAGGGCUUCAGCUCUUUAUAGAGUACUUAUCUGGACUCGGACCAUCCCUCGUUUGUGCUAAUCGUGUUUUACGCUUCAGUGGUCAACAGAUUCAUCGUUCUAAGUAUAUCGAUGUAAACGAGUCGACCGAAGCUUCUAUUGCAACCGAAUAUCAAACUGGGACAAGUUAAAGGCUAGAUAUCGACCCUCUGACUACAUUUGUAUGACCUCAUGGGAAUGGUCAGAAAAGUUGCUUGCUGAUUAGCUCUGGGUUUAUACAGGCUCCUUACAACUCGUCAUGGCACAUCAGCAUGCCUCCGCUGAUCGCGAGGAGUAUGCUAACGAACCAGAAGCUCCAGCUGUGUAUCAUAACUACCGCAAGCUCUUUCAACUCAUCCAAUCUACUGGCAACAAGAAGUCUGGUUCAGUGAAACAACCUGGAACUGACAAGACGCUGAUCAAUAACAUCUGCCGAUGUCCUGACUGUGUACAGAGUUCGGUGUGUCGUCCACCUUCGGUUCCUAUCGCAGAUGUUUUCAAAUGACACUUCAAUUUUGCAAUGUUCUCUAUGUUCAGCUUUACUAUAAGCUGGAUUACCACUUCUAGGUCUUUAAGUUAGUUUGUAUGGUUCAGUCGUCCCACCUCUUCUUGAUGAGUCCACCGAUUGACUCGUUAUUUUCCUGAUACGAUAGGCACCGUGUGGUGCUCUUGAUACCUAGGAAAAAUAUUGACUAGAAUUUGGGCUCAGUGGGCGUUGUACGCCUCUAUUGAUCUGCUGUAUUUUAAGGAAGCACGAAUAGUUGGUUAACUUCAAGUAGUAGCAAGAAAAUAAUACGUGCCGUUCCAUAAGGUCAGAAUGAAAAGCCGCCAAACCAAAUAUCCAGUUGUGGCAUGAUAAGUGGAAGUCAGCGGAAGCGCUAACACUCGUAACCAAACGAUAAGUAACCUGGCAAAUGAAUAUUUGAUCAUACAAAAGCGGUUUCGAAACGAGAUCUAUAAAAAAUAUCCAAAACUAACCACAAACAUAGAACAAAUGUCAAGGAACCGGAAAAAUUGCUCUAAAAUUAUCGAACUUCAUGAUACGAGUUCUCAAAAAGCUAACGUUCCUCAAUGUGAAUGGGAAGAGUUCUACUUUAAACAUAUCAUUUAUCAAAACAAAAGGGUAGAGUUUCGUAUGAAAGAUUAGAAGGCGGAAAGAAUCUAAAUAGGAACGAUCUCAGAGGUUUUGGGAAAUUCGUCAAGUCCCUGUUAACCGAUUCGACAAGCAUCGAAGUAGAAACUUGAGCUCACAAGUUGUGUGGCAGAAUUAUAAUCACCUGCUAGUAUCAUGUCAUAUAGUGCGCGCAGUUCAGAUUCCACAGGUUGAGAAUCAGGAUCACGUCUGGGAUAAGAUGUUUCGUUUAAAAGUUUUCCCAUAAGAUAAUGAAGCCAAUAAAGAUUGGAACUUGGAUGAAAGGGGCGCCAAUCAUUCCUGUAAUACAAAAUAAAUAAGAUACUUAGUAUUAUGAUAAUGAGGAAAAGUUAUAACUGUAACUGCAACCUUGUGCAGGCUCUCUACUCUAACACUACUGGUCGAGUCGAAAUCUAUGCGGAACUCUUAUCGGAGUCGAUAACUUCAAGUGUUCAUCAGGGUUGUCUGCUUUCCCCACUUUUAUUUAACUUUGUCACAUACAUCCCUUUAGAGUUAACGCACUCAUUGUCAGACUUCCCAAAGGUCGAUCUUCUACUAAAAUAUUCACUUGUUGACUUAAAGUACACAGGCGAUAUAGUUCUACUUGGUGCAGACGCUGACAAAAUGCAGCCUUUUGACCACUAAACAACAAUGCAAGCAUGUUUGAUAUGAGAUUCUCACCUCCAAAAUGCAGAAUGUUGCUUUAGGAUUGACCUACAUCAGCGCUUGAACUUAUGAUAGGAAGUGAAGUGGUUGAGUACAUCGACCGCUUCAAUUAUCUUGGAAGUUUCAUUGUUCCUGAUGGUCUGGUGUCUGACGAAAUCUUGGUACGAAUUCAGGGAGCUCGAUUGGUCUUAGCCAACCUGCGCCACUAGUGGAGUAGGCAGGGUAUUCGUUUGCCAACCAAAGAACCAGUUUAUAGUGCAGUAGUUUGCCUCGUUCUGCUUUAUGGGUGUGAAACAUGGCCAUUAAAAAUAGAUCUUCGUAGGCUACGGGUAUUCGACCAUAGGUGUCUGCGAAGUAUUGUCCGUGUAUUUCGGGACCACCGAGUAGACGAUUCCUGGCUUGGGAAUAUGGUACUAGGUGAGGAUGGCAAAUCAAUUAAAGAGGUAGUAAAUCUUCAUCAACUGACGUGGUUGGGACAUGUGUUCAACUAUUAUUUACCUUGACGUUGAACGAUUCCAUUAAGCCGUCGAUAAUCGGACUGACCCAAGUGCAGACUCCGAGUGACAUGGGUCAGAAUUGUUCGUAAUGGCCCAAGUGUAUCAACUCCUUGUAUCCCCUUUAGACGCUGAAUCACGGAAUCUUCACUUUUCCAAUAUCUAGUCUUUUCUAUGUUAUGUUUGAAAUAUUUUGUGUUCACCAUAUAUACGGUGAAUUUUAAGACAUGAGACAUCAAUAAAUGUGAGACGUAACUUGGAAACAAUACCUAGUCGUAACAAAUUUAUGGAUCAUUGGGACUGAGUUUUUAGUACACGUUCAGUGUAUAGCUCCCAAAUCAAAUGGUUUAUAACUAGUCUGUUUUCACUAAUUUAUGACUUCUGAAGGUUUAUAAAUAGAUGUAUCGCGGGGUGGAGUGCUCAUCCAAUUGUAACAAAUGCGUUAAUGGCUACCAUCACUGGAUACUAAGAAAGUAUUACGAAGCCUAAAUCCCCACUAAUUCUGGGAAGUUAUGCAUGUAAAUAUACGACGAAAUGAUUUUCACUU
Schistosoma curassoni is the source of this 5994-nucleotide messenger RNA. Lineage: Eukaryota; Metazoa; Platyhelminthes; Trematoda; Strigeidida; Schistosomatidae. The record is from the annotation of a GenBank genome assembly.